Molecule: messenger RNA, 872 nt
Organism: Hibiscus syriacus
Lineage: Eukaryota; Viridiplantae; Streptophyta; Magnoliopsida; Malvales; Malvaceae
Product: transcription factor KUA1-like
Exons: 3
Coding region: 140-871 (243 amino acids)
Biological process (GO): response to auxin; response to gibberellin; response to ethylene
Molecular function (GO): DNA binding
Source: RefSeq, a predicted model, not a curated record
ACUUCUCCCUUUCUUGCCUUUAACAGUUAACACUCGAUUGUUAUAUAUGUAUUUUCCCGUUCCCGUUCCCGUUUUCACUUGAAACCGAAAUAAAGGGUCCAACCAGAUUCAGGGAUCAUAGAAAGAAAAGAAAAGAAGGAUGUCUCGUAGCUGUUCUCAGAGUGGAAACGCCGUCCACAACUCAAGAACAUGCGGGAAGGUCGCUGGCGGCCGUAACAGCAUCAUGUUAUUCGGUGUUCGAAUAAGAGAAGGGUCGUUCAGAAAAAGUGUUAGCAUGAACAAUCUUUGCCAGUUUGACGAUGAGGAGCAGCAGCCUCCGGAUUAUUCCAACGCCGUCGGUGCCACCGGCUAUGCUUCCGACGACGUGGUUCACGCAUCUGGAAGAAGCCGCCAACGCAAGAGAGGUGUUCCGUGGACGGAGGAGGAGCAUAGAUUGUUCUUAGUGGGGUUGAAGAAAGUAGGUAAAGGAGAUUGGAGAGGGAUUUCCCGGCACUUCGUGAAGACACGUACGCCGACACAGGUGGCCAGUCAUGCUCAGAAGUAUUUUCUCCGGCAAAAUAACCGGAAUCGGAGACGCCGUAGAUCCAGUCUAUUUGAUAUAACAACUCAUUCAUUUAUGAAUACGACCAAAUCGGAAGAAGAUGAAGUUAUCGGCCAAGAAAACGUUUCGUUGCCGCCGCUGCCUGUGAGUCAAACGCUGAAAAUGGCUGAUCUUAAUUUAAACCACAAAACCCAAGAUGACCCUUUACUGACGCUGAAAGUCUCAACGCCGUCCGCCGAUAAAGAGGAAGCGGCGGCAGGAGUUUAUUCGUCUACUUUUCAGGCCAUGUCUAGUGGUGAUAUCAAUGGCAGCAUCAUCAGCGUCGCUUGAA